Molecule: messenger RNA, 1447 nt
Organism: Entrophospora candida
Lineage: Eukaryota; Fungi; Glomeromycota; Glomeromycetes; Entrophosporales; Entrophosporaceae
Source: the annotation of a GenBank genome assembly
UGUUUCUGCUGGCACAGUUGAUGAAUGGAGAUCUAGAACUAUUUAUCAAUUACUGACCGAUAGAUUUGCUCAAUCUCCUGGUCAAGAGAAUCCUUCUUUAUGUAGUAAUAAUAAUGAACCUGAAAUUAGGCAUUACUGUGGUGGCACAUUUAAUGGGAUUGUCAAUAAACUUGAUUAUCUUAAAAAUAUGGGAUUUGAUGCUAUUUGGAUUAGUCCUGUUGUUAAACAAGUAGAAGCAGAAACUAAAUAUGGUGUUGAUUGGGCUCAGGACUUGUAUCAAAUUAAUGAACACUUUGGUACAUCAGAUGAUCUCAAAAACUUAGUUAAAGCUGCUCAUGAUAAAGGAAUCUGGGUUAUGGUUGAUGUUGUUGCAAAUCAUAUGGGACCUCAGGAUGGAAAAAAACCAGGAACUGAAGAUUAUGUUAAGAUUUAUAAUCCAUUUAAUAAAACUGAAGAUUAUCAUUCCUAUUGCUCUAUCACCGACUAUAAAGAUCCAGGAAAUGUAGAGUAUUGCAGUAUAUCUGGAGAUGAUUUACCGUUGCCAGAUUUAAACACCGAAAAUCCAAGUGUAGUUUCUGAACUUAAUAAAUGGAUUAAAUGGCUUGUGUCAGAAUUCAAUUUUGAUGGCAUCAGAAUUGACACUGUACGUCAUAUUCCACAUAAAUUUUGGAUUGGAUUUGCAAAAUCAUCUGGAGUCUUUUCCAUAGGUGAAAUUCUUGAUAGUGAUUCAGACACUGUUGCAUCUUAUCAAGGACUUAUAGAUAGUACAUUAGGAUAUCCUUUAUACUUCAAAAUAUCCAAUUUGUUUAUAAAUCCUGGUGCAAAUAUGUAUGAAAUUAGAGAUGUAAUCAAGAAUGAUAGAUAUUUUUUUAAAGACACAAGUGUAUUAGGAAAUUUUAUUGACUGUCAUGAUAAACCUAGACUCCAACAUUUAACAAGUGAUCAAGUAUUGAUUAGAAAUGUUCUUACAUUCGUAUUAUUAUUUGAUGGUAUUCCUAUUGUUUAUCAAGGCACAGAACAAGGUUUUAGCGGUUCACCGACUGGUGAAGAUCCUUAUAAUAGAGAAGCUUUAUGGCCAUCUAAUUAUAAAACAGAUUCACCAUUAUAUCAAUUCAUCUCUAAUAUAAAUGCCUUUCGUAAAACUCUCCCAACAAGUUAUUUCACUUCGCUUUCAAUUGAAGCUUGGAUUAAUGGGCGUAUUUAUUCUUUCGUUAAAGAUAAGGCUUUGAUUGUCACGUCUAAUUAUGGCAGUAGUAACCCAAAUAUAGAUUUAAUAAUACAAGGAAAUGGUAGAUGGAAUGUUGGUGACAAUUUAAUCAAUGUAGUAAAAUGCGAAGAAGUAGUAGUGAUUGAUGAAGAUAUGAACGUACCUGUGAAAAUUGAUGGUGAACCAAAAGUGUUUUAUCCACGAGAUUUAUUAAAAAAUAGUGGUGUUUGUGGUUUAUAA